AUGGAAAUACAAGUAAAUAGUGCAUUUGCAAAAGACUAUAAAUCUCUUGAAAAUAAUAUUUUAAAUAAAUUAAAACACAUAAAAUUAGACGAUGAAUCGUUAAAAAAAUUAAAAUUUCAUUUUGUCAAUCAAAUUAAUUCAAAAAGAACAUUUGAACGUAUCAAUAAAUUUGAUCAACUUUUUAAUGUUUUGAAAAAAAGAAAUAUUAUUGACCAUAAUAAAAUAGAAUCUUUUAAUUUUGCCUUGGAUGCUAUUCAAAAAAAAGAAUUGUCCAGAGAGGAAAAUUGUAAUUUAGAGAAAGAAUUUUUGAAUUUGUUUAUUACUAAUUCUUAUGUCACUGCAAAUACAUCAACAUUUAUUGAACAUGAUUUAGAAAUUACAAAAAAUAUUGCAAUUCUCUCACAACAAAAUUGUGAAAGUGAUUUGUGUAAAAAAAGAAAUUUUCAACAAAAAGUGAUGCUUGAAAUUAGCGAUCGAAUAGGAAUUAAAUGGAGAAAUUUGGCGCGAUAUUUAGGUAUAACAGAAAUGAUAAUUGAUCAAACGGAAAUAAAAUAUUCAGAUUUAAAAGAAAAAGCAUAUCAGAUAUUAAGAAUGUCUCAAGAACAAUUAACUUUUGAAAAUUGGCGAAGAAAAUUAAUUUAUGCUCUCGACAAAGUAAGAAGAAGAGAUCUUUGUGAUUGGAUAGAAGAUAUUUAUUUAAAAAGUUAUUGAACUCAUAAUAAAUAAAAAUGUAUCUAUUAUUUUUUUUUUUUAUAAUGUAUAUAUGUAUUUUUUUUUUUAAUUUUUUUUAUUGUAAACGUUAAUAUAUAUGAACAUUCGCUGCA
This is a messenger RNA of Leptopilina boulardi, 824 nucleotides long. RefSeq lists its product as uncharacterized. Gene Ontology annotation, biological process: signal transduction. The record is from RefSeq and is a predicted model, not a curated record. NCBI's taxonomy places the organism in Eukaryota, Metazoa, Arthropoda, Insecta, Hymenoptera, Figitidae. Bases 1 to 711 code for a protein of 236 amino acids. Gene Ontology annotation, molecular function: protein binding. The transcript has 4 exons.